Messenger RNA from Xyrauchen texanus (razorback sucker), 1891 nucleotides. RefSeq names its product prolactin-releasing peptide receptor-like. The record is from RefSeq and is a predicted model, not a curated record. NCBI's taxonomy places the organism in Eukaryota, Metazoa, Chordata, Actinopteri, Cypriniformes, Catostomidae. The coding region runs from base 176 to 1282 and encodes 368 amino acids. The transcript is spliced from 3 exons. Gene Ontology annotation, cellular component: plasma membrane; neuron projection. Gene Ontology annotation, biological process: G protein-coupled receptor signaling pathway. Gene Ontology annotation, molecular function: neuropeptide Y receptor activity; neuropeptide binding.
CUUGCCAAGUCUUAACUAUCACCAAAACGCAGAAUGAGACAUUUUUGUCUGCAAGCGCUUUUCAUGUGGAGUUUAAAGUGGCAAUUGAUGCUGGCGCUGUGGAUGUGGAUAGCCACCGUCUACCGGCAGAUUAUUAUUGUGGAAGGUCUCCAAGAGGACUAUUCCAACUGUAAGAAUGGAUGACAGUGGUAGCGAUUGGAUUGACAGUCCCAUGCCCUCUUGUGACCUGGACAAUGAUACUUCGGUGAAUUCCAGCAUGGGUCAAAUCUACGAAGUUAUGCUUCAGUCAACAAACACAACUAAGCGCAACCCACAGUUUGUCGGUGUGGAGCUUCUUCAAUCUUUUAAACCUCUUAUCAUCCCUUGCUAUGCUCUUGUAGUGCUGGUUGGAGUUUUUGGUAACUAUCUGCUACUUUACGUCAUUUGCCGUACCAAAAAGAUGCACAAAGUGACCAACUUUUUCAUCGGUAACCUGGCAUUUUCUGACAUGCUGAUGUGUGCCACCUGCGUGCCAUUUACCCUGGCAUAUGCAUUCAAUCAUCGAGGGUGGGUGUUUGGGAAAUUCAUGUGCUAUCUGGUAUUCCUCAUUCAACCUGUGACAGUGUAUGUGUCAGUGUUCACACUGACAGCAAUUGGGGUUGACAGAUACUACGCUACAGUUCAUCCUCUGAAGAAGCGCAUCUCAGUUCUGGCCUGCACGUAUCUUCUCUCUGGCAUCUGGAUUCUCUCAUGUGGUCUUGUAGCUCCUGCUGUGGCCCACACCUACCAUGUAGAGUUCAAAGAUGAAGGUUUCACCAUCUGCGAGGAGUUCUGGAUGGGUCAGGAACGAGAGCGACUAGCCUACGCCUAUAGCACUCUCUUCAUAACAUAUGUUCUUCCUCUCUCUGCUCUCUGCAUUUCCUAUUUGUGCAUUUCUGUCAAGCUUCGCAAUUGCGUGGUGCCAGGUUAUCGUACCCAAAGCCAAGCUGAAGCCCAACGGGCUCGGAAACGGAAGACAUUUCGCCUGGUGUCAUUGGUCGUUGCCGCAUUUGGGAUCUGCUGGCUGCCAAUAAGCGUUUUCAAUGUUCUUCGGGAUAUUGAUAUUGACCUGAUUGACAAGCAUUAUUUCUUGUUGAUCCAGUUGUUAUGUCACUUAUGUGGAAUGAGUUCUUCUUGCUGUAACCCUUUCUUGUACGCGUGGUUACAUGAUCGUUUCAGGGCCGAGCUGAGAAAGAUGUUUACUUGCCAUCGCCGCAUUGGGAUACCUGCUAACAACUGUGCCACAGCUAGUGUGGUCCUCUGACCGAAACAAACCAGGAUGUGAGUUCAAAGACAUCUGUAACCACAGAGACUAAUAGAUGGCUUGGUUUACAAGCUUCUUUAAUGGAGUACGUGUUCACGUCGAUCCUGGCUAACUUAGGAUUCCACAUAUCUGUAAGGUUUCUCCACAUUAAUUUUGUUAUCGGUGGACACAAACAGAUGGUCUUUCUUGGGUGUAAAAGCCAUGUCUACUGGUAAUAUACAGAAAGAGUGGCUGGAUUAACCAUCAAGGUUCACCAUACAUUCUGUGAUUUGGGUAUGGGCGACCUACCCAACAUACAAUUGUGCUUUUUGACUCAAAGAAAUUGGUUUUAGAUGUUUGUUUCAGGUAUGCAGUGAAGGUCGCAGAUGAAAAUCUGCAACAGAAGCAUUUGAUAUUCACCCAACUUUCCAAAACAUGGAAUGCUUCAGAUUUGGUAGUAAAGCAAGGAUUUCAUAAAUGUGUCUCAGAUGAUUGAACAAAUAAUAAUUUAAACAUGACACGAUGUAUGAGAUGCCAUUGCAGAAAUAAUUGCAUUACAUUUUUUCUCAACAGCAUAUUUAAAAAAUAUUAAAAAGGACAGCCUAAAAAGACAUGCUAUAUUAAAACUCU